Pezoporus occidentalis (night parrot) is the source of this 3779-nucleotide messenger RNA. It is a transcript of the gene TIA1, whose product is annotated as TIA1 cytotoxic granule associated RNA binding protein. The record is from RefSeq and is a predicted model, not a curated record. Gene Ontology annotation, molecular function: RNA binding. NCBI's taxonomy places the organism in Eukaryota, Metazoa, Chordata, Aves, Psittaciformes, Psittacidae. The transcript is spliced from 8 exons. The coding region runs from base 2249 to 2980 and encodes 243 amino acids.
UUUUUUGUUUGUCUUUUUUCCCCCUCAGAGCCCAGUGUAUUACUCUUGUAAUGCCAGCUUGAUUUCCUCUUAUGAUAAGGUUUUGAAAACAAAAUGUGAUCUGAAUGUGACUUGCUUCAGACAACUAUAAUGCUUGACUGCAUCUUUUUGUAAUUGUCAUCUAGGAAGUGCAGAGGGUUGGACUCCUAAGGAGAGUCACUUUAUCCUCUGGGCAAAUGUAGUCUGGAUGGAAGGGAUGAGGGGCUCUAAAGUCAAGCUGAGCUGCUGGAAUGAGUAUGAGAGGGAGGCAGGAAUAGAUGGGACCUGCGGUGGAGCUGUGAGAGUUUCCCCUGCCCAAGCCAGCGCUGGGUGUCUGAGGUUCAGUGGACAGUCACCCUUAACAAAUGACCCCCCAAAAAGCCCAAACCCCCUCCUGAGUCCAAAGCAAAGCUGAAUGUUGGCUGGGGGACUAUAAAAUCACAGUGAGCAUCAGCCCGUGGUCCAGAUAUGUGGGGCUGUGGCUGUUGUCCCAUCUUUUCUAGUAGAGCUUUUUGGACACAGAGCUGUUGCUACAUGCUGGUGACAGGGAAGGGCGAGCGAUGCUCUUGCCUAUGGUGGGGCAUUUGUGGCUUGGCCUGCCUCAUCCUGACUCUCCAAAGUGAAACUCGGGUUCUUUUCCUCCCCCAGAAGCAGCAGAUUAAGUAUUAGCCCUGCAAUGACUCUUUAGAACUCUUGCUCCAAAAGCGAGGGCUUAAAUAAAGCCAAAGAUUUUCUACUUGUUCGAUUUUAACCAGGAAAAACAUUGCUACUGUCUCUUAAGUGGUGGAAUGAAGCUACUUGACUUUUCCUGUUCUUCAUCAGUGCCUGGUUUCUGGAAAUGUGGUGCUAAUGGAAUAUUUCCUGAUCAUUUUUUCUUUCAUUACUAUUUUUGUUAACAUUGUUGGUGCUAAACUCAGCUUUUUGUUCUCUUAAUGACACCGUGGUUGAACUACUGCAUGAUUAGCCCAUAAGACCUGUUGGUAAUUCUUUGCAUCUGGGGGUUUUUAAUCACUGUAAAAGCACACUUUCAUUGUGGUUUCCUUUUAUGCUUGCUGUACGCAUGUUUUCACUUGUUCUCAAGUCUUUUAUUUUCAACGUUUUCAAUUGAGGGUAAGUAGAGAUGAGUUUUUCCCCCCUCUCCCUCUAUAGGCUCUUCAGAGCAAACCCAGCUAGGAUAAGCAAAGUGCAUCUUCUCAGGCAGUUUGCAGCCUAUAACCCAAAUUCUAACCUAACCCAGGAAAGGGGGAAAAAGACAGGGGGAAGGGGCAAUGGGGGUCUCACCAAGAGAAGGGAAAGAACAUUUCUGCUGUAGCUUUGGGUGAAGUAUUUUCCUGGGGGCCUUUGGUGAUGGUGUCAGUGCUAUGGGCUGGAUUAGACUUAAGAUGCAGCAUUUCCAGUUACCAUAAGGCUUAGAAAAGCUUAAACCCUCCACCCUGAGCAUAACAAACCUCUUCAUUAUGACUUUUCUUGCCAGUCUCUGAAUGCUAAACAUUGUGCACAUGUUAACACUAUAGUUUCUCUGCCCCCCCCCCCCCCCAUUAUUUUAUACAGUAAAUGACAUUGCAUGACUUUCUGACUGGUUUUAUGUUGUUCCCGUUCUUUUCAUGCCUGUCUAUGUGGGGCAAAGGAGGGGAGGAGAGGGUGGCCUGUGGUACACAAGAGGAUCUCGCCCCUUGGCUAACGUGUCCACAGAUUGCCUGAGAAACAGGGUAGAGUGGCAUUCCAGGAGUGGGGUUUAGCUCUUGUAGCUGGGUUCUCUUUUUAACUCAAUCUCAAAUAAUAGGGCUCUGGUUAUUUUGCAGAGUGUCUCUGAAGAAUGGACAGAAUUGCCAUGGCUAACUACAAGCUACAGUUCACAGUGGACAAACGUUGUAGUUUUCUUAUUUACUUUUAUAAACUUUCAUUUAUUUCUUUUCCCUUUUCUUUCUUUCCUUCUUUAUUUGUUCCCCUUCUCCUCUCUCGUAGUUUCCGAUCAGUCCUGUAUGAUUGCUGUUGUACAAAUGCACUUGAAAUGAUGUCUGAUAUGUAGUGUUCUCUUUUUUUUCCUUUUUUUUUUCUCUUUUAAGACAUGAAUGUUUCAGUGUUUUGAUUUUUUUUCUUCAAUAAUUUCUGAAAAUGUCAAUCUCUCAAAAUUUACAGCUGCCCACAGGCCAAAAAGGGGGUAACGAAUUGACCCGAGAAAAUUAAAGAAUUCAGUUAACAGGCGACAGAUGCACGUGUGGUUAAGGACAUGGCAACGGGGAAAUCUAAAGGAUAUGGCUUCGUCUCCUUCUUCAACAAAUGGGAUGCAGAGAACGCGAUUCAGCAGAUGGGUGGUCAGUGGCUUGGUGGAAGGCAAAUCAGAACAAACUGGGCGACAAGAAAACCUCCGGCUCCAAAGAGUACAUAUGAAUCAAACGCCAAGCAACUGUCUUACGACGAUGUGGUCAAUCAGUCCAGCCCGAGCAACUGCACCGUGUACUGUGGAGGUGUCACCUCAGGGCUCACAGAGCAGCUGAUGCGCCAGACCUUUUCUCCCUUCGGGCAGAUUAUGGAAAUCCGAGUGUUCCCGGAUAAAGGCUACUCCUUUGUACGGUUCAAUUCCCACGAGAGCGCCGCGCAUGCGAUUGUGUCCGUCAAUGGGACGACUAUAGAAGGACACGUAGUGAAGUGCUACUGGGGCAAGGAGACACCAGACAUGGUCAAUCCAGUCCAGCAGAGCCAAGUGAGCUACCCGCCGGCGUACGGGCAGUGGGGGCAGUGGUAUGGCAGUGCCCAGAUCGGGCAGUACGUGCCCAACGGCUGGCAGGUCCCUGCCUAUGGAGUGUACAGCCAAGCAUGGAAUCAGCAGGGGUUUAGCCAGACACAGUCUUCAGCACCAUGGAUGGGCGCUAACUACAGCGUGCAGCCACCACAGGGGCAGAACGGGAGCGUGAUCACCAACCAGACGGGAUACCGUGUGGCAGGGUUUGAAACACCCUGAGGGAGGAGAGCAGCAGGAGACUCCCAGAAGUGUCUGUCACCACCAGGAUUUAUCCCAUCCAGCGGAUGCCAUGUAUUUAUUUAAGCAAGAGGAGAAAAGGGGGUUGGGGUUGGGGAGGGGGAGGGAAGAAAAAGGAGAAAAUCCCCACAAAACAGCAUUUUUUUGAUCCUGAAAUUAUCAUCCCCAUUGUUUAAAAACCAAAACCGAAUCCCACGACACGAGAUGCUGGAUAGCCGCCGACUUUUGCCUUCUUUUUCCUCCUUUCUGUGCUUCUUAAACCCCUGCGGGUUUGGAAGCGCAGCCGAACGCAGGGACUAAGUGCCACCAGGACCGGGGGGCAGCACAUUGCACAACGUUGAACCUUUUUUGGGGUUUCUUGGGUGGUUUUCUUGGCUUUCCUGGGAAGCAGCGUGUGCCGUUGGCCUUCCCAGCGCUUCCCACCAAUGUAUUAUAAAUCGCUGUACAAAACCCAUCCUUAACAAACACAAGUUAAAAGCAUGUGGAUCCUGAAGCCUUUUAAACACCCCUCUUGUACAAAGCCUCCGUCCCUCCACUUUUGUUACACUGGGGGUUAUUGUUUGGAUGCUAAAUUACUGAUUUACAUCAUUUUUAUAGCUCAGUGUCUUUCAGGGUGGGCUCAGCCUCAGCUCAGCACCAAGGGACAGCAGAGUUCCUGUUUUCACUCUACCACGAAGGCAGGGUCUUGGUUUCCUUAUUGGUUGGGUUCUUUUUUUACUGAUUUCUACAUGGACAUGUGCCGGUUCUGUAAAAUAUUUUAGCAAAUUCAGGUUUUGCACAA